GACCAGCUUUUCAUCUAUCGUCUGUUUGUGCAAUUGAGGCUACAUCGUCUGUAAUACUAUUUCAUUGUUGAUUCUUGAAUUGUAUUACUCUUGUCUAUUUGUUUAAUUAUUUUUGCUCUUUGGUUUGAGAUCUUGACGAUUGGUUCUGUAUAUUCGUCAUCGAGUCUGCAGAAAUUAUCCUGGGAUCUGUCUGCUGAGCUGAUUGAACUUCAAUUGGCCUUGAUUGAUUAGUCCAUUAAUACGACUGGAUUUCGUACAGGACAGAGAACCCCUCACUCUGCCCCUCGCCCGUGACUUGUGCCCCUCCAGAAACAGUCAAAAAAACACCUGAAUCCUAAGGCAAAAUGGCAACAAUGUUCUCCCGGGGCCUUAGAGCAUCACUCACCCCACCUUCUUCUUUUCGCUCGGUCUCCUCCUUCUUGACUACUUCUUCUGCUUCUCCUGCCACUUCAGCUUUUGCUUCCAUCCGUCGUCCUACUCUCUUCAAUUGCUCUUCUUCUCAGUUUCAAGCUGCUCGUGCUUUUCAUCAAUCUUCUGCAGUCAUGUCUUCUUCCGCUUACUUUGUCGUCGAGUACGGCCCUGCCGGUAACACCCAGACUGGUCGUAUCGACUUCAAGCUCUACAAUGAUGUUGUCCCCAAGACUGCCAAGAACUUUGCUGAGCUCUGCAAGGGAUACACAGACGAGACUGGCAAGGUUUUGACCUACAAGGGCUCUUCUUUCCACCGUGUUAUCCCUCAGUUCAUGCUCCAGGGUGGUGACUUUACCCGUGGUAACGGUACCGGUGGAAAGUCCAUCUACGGCGAGAAGUUUGCUGACGAGAACUUCAACGUUCGUCACGAGCGCCCUGGACUCCUCUCCAUGGCCAACGCUGGUCCCAACACUAACGGCUCUCAAUUCUUCAUCACCACCGUCAAGACCAACUGGCUCGAUGGCAAGCACGUUGUCUUCGGCGAGGUCACCAACGGAUACGAACAUGUCCAGGCCAUCGAGAAGCUUGGUAGCUCCAGCGGCGCUGUCCGUGGAACUGCCAAGAUCGUCGACUCUGGUGCCGCUUAAAAUGUUUCUAUAACUCUUGUUUUAAAAUGUUUUCUAUUUGCUUAUAGAAUCAUUCUACCGUCUAUUCUGACAUUGUGGUGUUUGGAAGAGUCUGGUAGAUUGGUAUCUAUUUUUGCCAUUAGCUUAGUCAAGUCAUUGAGGAAAUGCAAUGUUGUAUUUCUGAGAUCUCUGCUUUCGAGAAGAGUCUCUGAGAAUUUUGGCAAUCGUCCUUUCAUACAUAAAUCUAAAACCCAACAUUAAUUUAU
Molecule: messenger RNA, 1303 nt
Organism: Talaromyces stipitatus ATCC 10500
Lineage: Eukaryota; Fungi; Ascomycota; Eurotiomycetes; Eurotiales; Trichocomaceae
Product: peptidyl-prolyl cis-trans isomerase f, ppif, putative
Exons: 6
Coding region: 345-1058 (237 amino acids)
Biological process (GO): protein peptidyl-prolyl isomerization; protein folding
Molecular function (GO): peptidyl-prolyl cis-trans isomerase activity
Source: RefSeq, a predicted model, not a curated record